Amphibalanus amphitrite is the source of this 2030-nucleotide messenger RNA. RefSeq lists its product as uncharacterized. Gene Ontology annotation, molecular function: metalloendopeptidase activity; zinc ion binding. The record is from RefSeq and is a predicted model, not a curated record. Gene Ontology annotation, biological process: proteolysis. The transcript has a single exon. The coding region runs from base 123 to 1919 and encodes 598 amino acids. Lineage: Eukaryota; Metazoa; Arthropoda; Thecostraca; Balanomorpha; Balanidae.
GCACGGCAACAUAUUUGGCGCACAUUAAUUAAAACAGGCCACAUGUAAAAAUGAAGCUUUUUAUUAGUUUAUUGGUAGGCGAGUCCGUUCUACAUUUAUUUUUCAAUUAAAUUGGCAAUGAAAUGACUAAGUUGCAAAUAAUUUUAUUUCUAAUAUUUUUUGUUCAUAAUAUUAAUGCUGUCAAAGAACACAAAGAAACUCUAAGUCGAGACAAACGAAAUGUAGAGGAGACUGAUGCAGAUCGGAGCACACAAUCACCGCCAUUUAAAAAUGAUGAGUUAUACCAGUUGCUAGUUAACGAAGGAUACGAAGUAAAAAAUUUCACUGAUGGACCCCCUCUGGUGUUUCUGGGAGAUACAGCAUACUACCCUUCACAAGUACUCACCGGCAUUCCGUCAUACGCUGAUCGCAGCAACAUCCAGAGCAAGAGGUUAUGGAUCGACGCCAACGACCAGCAACAGGUCUGGUACUACUACGAUGUGCAAACGCAGGCCGACAAAGAGGUCUUUGAGGCGGCUGUAAAGUCUUGGGCAGACACCACGUGCAUCAAAUUCAACCGAGGUCAGCCGGGCGGGUGCACGGAAAAUCGCGGUCAUGGCGCGGUGUGUGUGGGCUCGUUUGGUGGCUGCUGGUCACUCGUCGGCAACUCCUACUCCAACGGCUGGUCUCGCUCGUCACAGAAGAUGUCCGUGCAGCCAAACGGCUGUGAGCUGGCGGCGGCCGCGCACGAGUUCGGCCACGCACUGGGUCUGCAGCACGAGCAGUCGCGUCCCGAUCGUCAGGAAUACAUCUGGGUCAAUUACGAAAACCUCGACAUCAAGAUCGACGGGCAGCUGGACAACAACGUGAAGCAGGCCUGGUACCAGGCGUCCAUGUGCGACAAAGGACAGACGGUGGAUAUUCCGAUGCCGUACGACUUCUUGUCCAUCAUGCAGUACGGCGCGUCCGACUUCGCCAAGGAGGAUGGCCGGAUGGUCUACGUGACGCGUGACCCGCGCAGCCAGUACAUGCUUGACUACCAUCGAAACGCGGGCAUGCUGCAAACCCACUACGACAAACUUGUCAUGAACGUCGCCUACAAGUGUGACGUUCUUUGGCGCAAGACUUGCGGCGACAAUGGCAACAGCGGGACCAAGUGUUUAAACGGAGGUUACUUCGCCAAGACCUGCAAGUGCGAGUGCCCUGAGGGCUAUUCAGGCUCGGACUGCGGCAGUAAAACCGGCUCGCCGCUCUUCCCUGUCCUGGACCGCGCAAAGGUAAUGGUGGACAUCACAUCGCCUGGAUUAUACGACAUGGCCGACCGCGGAAUGAACAUGAACACGGAAAACCUGAUCCUUCAGCAGUUUGUGUUCUUUCAGUUUAUCACAGUGGUGGCGCGCGCGAACCACAUCCGGAAGCGAGCCACCAUUACUGUGAAUCAGCCGUUCGAGCAGAUUCAGCAAACCUUCGGCUCCUCCUUCGGACAGGUGAACUUCCUCAACAACCUCGAAAUUGCCGACUGCCAGGUCACCGGCUUCUUUUACUGGGGCGACGCCGCGCACAACAAGAUGCGUACCGAGUGCGUCAGCUCUGUCUACAACAACGAGCUCCCCAGCGAGCGGCUGCACCUGCGCGGCCGCAACCAGACACUCAGCAUAACAGUCAUCUGCGCGCUCGGCAAAAUGUCGAAGGACCCGUCCGUCUCGCUGAAGGCGGCCGAGUUUAAACUCGACGCCACCUUUCACAUCAACCCCAAGAUGCAGCUGCGGACGUUUCAGAAUCCCUCCGACGAUCCGGGACCGCUGGCCGACCCGGACUCCGCCUCCGGCUCCAAUGCCGGCAAGAUCGCCGGCAUCGUCAUCGGCGUGCUGCUGGGGGUGGCGCUUAUUGUGGGUCUCGGCGUGGCGUGGAAAAUGGGCAAACUGCCCAUCGGCAAAUGAUAGACGGCCGUAGCGCGCUAGGUUUUGAACUGUCCUGAGUUGCUGUCCUCGUCUGAAGGUAAUGUUAGUCCGACGUCCUUGGUUUUAGUUCGAAACAUGGCUGGCCAGCAA